Messenger RNA from Ramularia collo-cygni, 1167 nucleotides. RefSeq lists its product as uncharacterized. NCBI's taxonomy places the organism in Eukaryota, Fungi, Ascomycota, Dothideomycetes, Mycosphaerellales, Mycosphaerellaceae. The transcript has a single exon. The record is from RefSeq and is a predicted model, not a curated record. Gene Ontology annotation, molecular function: FAD binding. Bases 1 to 1167 code for a protein of 388 amino acids.
AUGGGCAGCUUCCCAGAUAUCGUCCAGUACGAACGCGACCAUGGCGAGCCUGAUAUGACUCGAGAAGGAUACUCACUUGGAAUCCGCAGUGGUGGAAACAGCCUUGCAAUGCAAGCUUUGAAGAAUAUAGGAUUGAUGGACAAGAUCAUCGCGGCUGGCGUCCUUCGAGAGACUGACGAGCAAGCUAAUCAUGGUCUGUGGUCACUUGAUUGGUCUAAAAUGGUCAGAGUACGACGUCCGCCACUUGUUGGUCUUCCCAGAUCUCCCAUGCGGAUCGCAAGAACCAAUUUGCGACAGAUUCUUCUAGAGGCAUCGGGUCAAAAGGACAAGAUAAAGUGGGGUGUGACGUGUGUUUCUGCUGUCGUUGACGUGAAGGGAAGAACGCGGCUCUUCCUCAGCGAUGGUACGGAGAAUACAUGCGAUGUCCUCGUCGUAGCGGACGGUGCAAAUAGCAAAUUGCGAGCUUGCUUGAGGCCGUCGGAUGGGCUGAGUUUCGCAGGCCCGGUAUCAAUCUCUGCGGUAGCUCGAUUCCUUGGACCGACUCCAUCACCCGUUGACAAAGCAUGGGGUAUUAUGCCUAGCGGCCAUGGAGAGUCGCUGUUUGUCACUCCAAUGGGUGACGGGAGUGUGAAUUGGUGCCUCAGCUUCUUAACGAACUCCCCUGGAAAGGAAUAUCGACAACCCAUGUCCCCGGACUUGUGCCAGUAUCUGCUUCAGGAGGCCAAAGAGCGCGGCGCCGCAUUUCCUGAGCCAUUCCAGACACUUGUGAAUAGUAGUGAUACUACCACAUUGAUGAAGUUCAACGGAAUGGACAAGUCACCUUUUCCGCAUGGCGCCUUGCCAGAUGGAAUUGUGUUCAUUGGCGACAGUAACCAUGCAGUCACUGCUUUCGCUGGAAAUGGAGCGAACAUGGCACUCAGCGAUGGGUACGAUCUAGCUGAAUGCCUAUGUACACAAUCUUCUCUUGGUCGGGCAGUCCAGGAGUACGACAGGCGUAGCAUCCCGCGAGCAGUCGAGACCCUCCAGAAGUCGCAUUGGCUGAUCGCCGUCGCACACUCUCGUGGGUUAAGGUGGCUCUACCAUCGCUGCUUGCUGCUGGCGCAUGGACGCAUAUUGUCGAYUUGGUACCGGGUAAGAGAUGUAUAUAGCAUGCUGUUCUACUCCUGA